UUUUUCUUGAACCAACAAUCAUGGUGCAGGAACAUGUAUCUAGAUGCGAUUCAUUCGCAAGCUGGAGCCUGGAGCAGCUUCAAGCAUGAUGGCACUCUCAACGCUGUAUGUACAACAUAUAUCGUCAGCUGACUCUCUUUAGUUUAUUUCCUCACAUGUAGCAACAUGUGUCACACUUGUUAAUAGAAAUACAACUUUGCAAGUGUCAAGAAAUUCAUUGAGUGAUACUGAGUGUACAUUCGACUGUACACAAUGACACGACAUGAUACCAUCAUCACGAAGAUGGAACAUGUGGAAGAGAGUUUAAAAGAUACCUUGUACAGAGUCGAAGUAAUCGAAAGGAAACUUAAGACGAAAUUACUUACCACAGAAAAUCGAGAGAAAUUGGAGAACGAGCUGGAGGAAGUUAAGGAAGUUCUCGGGCGAAAUGAAAAGGAGUUGCAAAAUUUAAGAAAGGAAAACUCAAAGUCCUUUAUGAUAGCAGCAUGCUUGGUCUUCAUAUGUUUCCUUAUUUAUGGAACAUAUUUAUUGAUUUUUGGAAAUGUUUAACACCUGUAAGAAAUUUAUAUUUAUUUAUUUGCUUUUUGUAAGUUUUUAGUAUGUUAUACAUCUGU
This is a messenger RNA of Mycetomoellerius zeteki, 614 nucleotides long. RefSeq lists its product as uncharacterized. The transcript is spliced from 2 exons. Bases 253 to 549 code for a protein of 98 amino acids. NCBI's taxonomy places the organism in Eukaryota, Metazoa, Arthropoda, Insecta, Hymenoptera, Formicidae. The record is from RefSeq and is a predicted model, not a curated record.